This is a messenger RNA of Saprolegnia parasitica CBS 223.65, 1074 nucleotides long. RefSeq lists its product as hypothetical. Lineage: Eukaryota; Oomycota; Saprolegniomycetes; Saprolegniales; Saprolegniaceae. Bases 1 to 1074 code for a protein of 357 amino acids. The record is from RefSeq and is a predicted model, not a curated record. The transcript is spliced from 3 exons.
AUGGCACGCGGUGGCAAAGGAAGCGGCGGCGCGAGCAAUGCCAAGGAGCUCAAGAUGUUCAUGGAGCACCGCAUGUGGCGCGACCACUGGCUUGCGCUCUCGGUCGUCGGCUCCAUCAUCGUCGCCCUCUUUGCCGGCUUCUUCAUCCAGUUUAGCUUUUCGGAGGCACGCCUGCACCAGAUUCGGCUCGACGACGCGCCUCUCGUCGAGCGCGUUUUCAAGUCUGGUGAGCCGUGGGUCGUGCUCUGCGCCAACGCUGACACGGUGCUGCCCGAGGUCUUUGAUAAGGCGUCCGAGCGUCUCCUCGGCAAAAUGCAUGUCGGUGUCCUUGACUGCGACGACCUCCUUCCGUCGGGCAAGAGCGUCUUUAGCAAGUUUAGCAUCCGUCGCGACAUCUCGCCGACCGUGUUUACCGUCGCGAACGGCGAAAAGCCCAAGCAGCUCUUCUUGAACUACUUGCAAAAGCCACGCGCUCUGGCCGCGCAGGCCCUCGCGCAGACCGCCAAGCAGCUCCACGAGAUCCAAACAACAGCGCAGCUCGACGACAGGUGCCUCUCCAAGACCGCGCCGUGCAUUCUCGUGUACCGCGCAGCCGACCUCAUGCACGCGCACCGCGGAGCCAAGUUUGUGUGGGCGGAUGCGGGCAUUCUCAAGCUUUCAGUCGAGUCGCUCUGGCCGUCCUCUACGAAGCGAGACCACCGCAUUAUGCUCUUUCAAAAGUCCAAGGACGAGGGUGGUGUUAUCACACUCCAUGCGACGCCGCACACGUCGUACUUUGAGCAGUUGGCCGUCGACCAGUUUGUCGCCUCGCACGUGGCUGCCCCCGUCGCGUCGGCGACGAAGACGCUCUCAAAGCCCGUGACACUCAAGCGCCGCACGACCAAAAAGGCGAAGGCGCCGUCGCCGUCCACCGAGCCGUCAAGUCCCGAGGUCGAGCGGCAGGCCCGCGCCCGCAUGGACGAGGAGAGCAAGGUCCACUUUGCCGAGUCGGUCGACGCGACAACAGACGCGCCAACCCACAACGACAACGACAACGACGGCGAGGAGGACAUUCUCGACUUGGACGAGAUGUGA